AUGAGCAUUAUUCGACGGUGUGAAAUGUGUUUAGUAUGGACAACAGCAGCAGAGCUAAACAUCAAUCGGGAGCGGCAUACUGCAACUGUAUUGCAGAAUGGAAAGGUAUUGAUCACCGGUGGAUACAAUGACAAAGGAGUUCUUCGUGACUGUGAACUGUAUGAUCCAUCAAAAAAUCUAUGGGAACUCGCUACAGGCAUGUCUGUCGCAAGGGAAGAUCACACCGCAUCUUUGUUACGUAAUAGUUUAGUCCUAGUGACUGGCGGCGAAAAUUCUGAUGGAGAGGUUUCGACUGCUGAACUGUACAACGCAUCAGCGAAUACGUGGAUAAACACACGAAGCAUGGCCCAGGAACGAUCGAAGCACACAGCCACUGUACUACAAAGUGGAAAAGUGCUCGUUGCAGGUGGCCGCAACGAUGAAGGAAUGCCUCACGAUACUGCAAAACUAUACGAUCCUCAGACAGGUGUUUGGACAGCUACUCAAAACAUGAACUGCAGUCGUGCAUAUAAUCAAGCAUCGUUGCUAACAAAUGGAAAAGUACUAAUCACCGGUGGAUUGGAUUUUUGCUCCAUAGGUAUAUUCUCAAAGACGAGUGAGUUGUAUGAUCCGAGAGCAGAUGCAUGGAUCAGAACAAAUGACAUGAAAAUUGAUCGCUAUGGUCAUACAGCAACUGUGCUCCAAGAUGGAAGAGUGCUGGUAACUGGUGGACGUGGUCUAGUCGGAGAGAUGUGGAACUCGGCUGAAUUGUUCAACUCAUUGACGAAUAUAUGGACCACAACACGCAGUAUGAACACCCCACGCUGUACUCAUUCAGCAACUUUGUUACCAAACGGAAAAGUAUUAGUCGUUGGAGGACACCCCGAUCACUCUUUAGGCAGUGCUGAGGUGUACGAUCCAUCGACCGGCGCUUGGACAGCCACCGGUGACAUGAAAUAUCAUCGCUCUUAUCAUACAGCAUCUUUACUGACUAGUGGAAGAGUCUUGGUUGUUGGCGGAUCUUUUGGUCCUCGUGCUGAGAUCACAGAAGUAUACUAG
Molecule: messenger RNA, 1038 nt
Organism: Adineta ricciae
Lineage: Eukaryota; Metazoa; Rotifera; Eurotatoria; Adinetida; Adinetidae
Source: the annotation of a GenBank genome assembly